AUAAGUCAAGUUUCGUAUCCGAGUAUCAUGUAUAUUUUGUUCUUUUUUUUACUCAUAAAUGGCAAGAUACAAUAAGUGCAAUAAUAAAUUAUUACAGAUCAUUGAUUGAUUAUGACUUGCUUUUUGCUAGGUCAUCAUUCAUCACUUAUGAUUGUUGUAAUAAAAAAAAUGCAACAGAAAUGAAAAAUUGAAACGGAUUAUUUAUUACUGAUAACAUAACCGAAUUACUUGCAUCAUUUCAACAACUGAAUAAUAGGCCAGUUUUGACUCAAGUGAUUCCAACAAUACAUAAAGUUAUUUUCUUUGCACAUUAAUCAUUUGGAUUCUACACAUUUAAACUUGAAAUAACAUGUGUGGUAUUAUUUGUAUAUGUCUAAAUAGUGAAAGUAAUCAGAAAAAUUUAGAAAAUAUUUUUGGGAUUUUUAAAGAAAGUAUUAAUAAACGUGGGCCAGAUUGGUUUGGAACAAAUACUUAUUAUUCUAAAAACUAUCACCUCCUGUUUGCUGCAAGUGUUCUUUGGUUGCAAGGAAAAUAUAUGGCAAAACAACCUCUACAAGACGAUAGAUAUGUAAUCAUCUACAAUGGGGAUAUUUUUGGAGGUCUAUCGAGUGAAUUGACUUUAGAAGAAGGUGAUACCAAAGUACUAUUUAGGUUAAUGCAUAAUACUAGUAACAUAGCUACAACCUUGGCACAAUUACAAGGCCCUUAUUCUUUUAUAUAUUUUGAUAAAAUUGAAGAAAAGUUAUACUUUGGACGUGACAUAUAUGGAAGACGAAGUCUACUUGUAGGAAAACAUAAUGAGGCGAUAAUUUUGACUAGUGUAGCUAAAAGAGCAAGAGAAUACGAUUUCAUUGAAUUACCAUCUAUUGGAACUUUUUCUUUGGACAUGAAAACAAAUCAACUGCUUAUAUUUCCAUGGAAGCAUUGUAAUCCAAAUUUCGACAGCAAAUUAACAGAACUCAAAGAAUUUCUAAAGAAAGAUAUAGUUAUUGUUGAACAUGAAUUAGGAAAUAGUGAUUAUAUAAAAUUUGUAGAACCUAGCAGUGAACAACUACAUUUUUAUAAAAAUAUCACAAGUAGUGAGUCUAGAAACAUUUUUGAAAAAUUAAUAAAUAUUCCAGAUUGGUUAAAUAGGAUAUUAGUACUGAAAAAUCUACUUGAAAAUUCAGUAGAAAAAAGGAUAGCCAAUCAGCCAAAGUAUUGUAAAAACUGUAUAAGUGAAAAGAAAACUUGUCGCCAUUCAUCGACAGGUGUUUUAUUCUCAGGUGGGAUAGAUUGUGCAAUUCUGGCACUUUUGGCAGAUAAAUUUGUAGAUAAAAGUAGACCAAUUGAUCUUAUUAAUGUAGCUUUUAAUGAAUCCAAUAAUUAUCAAACACCCGAUAGAUUAACAAGUAUAAAAACAUUAGAGGAGCUGAGACAGUUAAGACCAGAAAGAGAAUGGCAUUUUCUAGAAGUUAACGUACCGAAAGAAGAACUAAACGACGCAAGAGACAAGUAUAUAGCUGACUUAGUGUAUCCCUUGACGUCUAUUUUAGAUGACAGCUUAGGAUGUGCUCUUUGGUUUGCUAGUAGAGGAAAACAAGAAACCGUGAUGUCUACAUGUAGGGUUCUGGUUGUUGGAAUGGGGGCAGAUGAAUUAUUUGGUGGUUAUACUAGACAUCGUGGAGCUCUCAAAAAGAAAGGUUGGCUUGGUUUACACAAUGUUUUGCUUGAAGACUGGCAAAAUUUACCAUAUCGAAAUUUAGGCAGAGACGAUAGGGUAGUUUCAGAUCAUGGAAGACAACUUCGAACUCCUUACUUAGACGAAAACUUUGUUCAAUAUGUUCGUAGCCUAAAUUCUUGGGAGAAAACUUUCCCAUCUGAAGACAUACCGCAGGGAAUUGGAGAGAAAAUAUUGUUAAGAAGUUUAGGUUAUUACUUGGGACUUAAAAACGCUUCUGCCUUUAAAAAGAGGGCUUUACAGUUUGGUUCAAGAAUUGCAAAUCGAAAAGAAAAGGCUCACUAUGUAUCCAAAAGGCUCUGCAGUUGAAAAUUAAGACAUUCGAUGAUAUUCCUUAUCAGAAUUGAAUUACCUCAAAAAUUAAGUGGAUUGUAAAUAAAAUAGAUACAAGAUAGAAAUGAAUUGAAAUUUAAGUAAAAAUGAAUAUCGUAUAAGUGACAAA
This is a messenger RNA of Anoplophora glabripennis (Asian longhorned beetle), 2162 nucleotides long. RefSeq names its product asparagine synthetase domain-containing protein CG17486. The transcript is spliced from 4 exons. The coding region runs from base 350 to 2029 and encodes 559 amino acids. NCBI's taxonomy places the organism in Eukaryota, Metazoa, Arthropoda, Insecta, Coleoptera, Cerambycidae. The record is from RefSeq and is a predicted model, not a curated record. Gene Ontology annotation, molecular function: asparagine synthase (glutamine-hydrolyzing) activity.